CUCUCUCUCUCUCUCUCUCUCUCUCUCCCACCAUUGCCAGUUGGUGAGCCUCUCUAUAAAAUAUCGAUCAUGGCAUAAAGUUCAAAAAUGGAAGGAGAAAACAUUGGAGGAGGAGGAGGAGGAGGAGGAGCUCGGAGGCCCAACUUCCCUCUCCAACUCCUCGAAAAAAGGGAAUCAAUCGACGACCCCAGCUGCUCCACCUCCGCCGGCCCCUACCCCACCCUCGCCAUAUCCUCCUCAACCUCAGCCAGCCCCAUCCACCAACACCAACACCACCUCUCCAUCCCCGAAGAAACGCCCAAAAAACCCGCGCCAAAACGCAGCUCAACCAAAGACCGCCACACCAAAGUCGACGGCCGCGGACGCCGCCCCCGCCGUAUCCGCAUGCCCGCCCUUUGCGCCGCUCGUGUCUUCCAACUCACACGCGAACUCGGACACAAAUCCGACGGCGAGACCAUCGAAUGGCUCCUCCAACAGGCCGAACCUGCCGUCAUCGCUGCCACGGGAACCGGUACCAUCCCCGCCAACUUCACAUCCCUCAACAUCUCUCUCCGCAGUUCGGGUUCCACGAUCUCCGCCGGACCAUCGCACCACCUGCGCUCCGCCGCCGCCGCGCAUUACUUCUCCUCGGCUACCGCUGCCUUCACAGCAUCCCCUUCCGUCCGCCUCCGCUCCGAUUGGGACGUCGGCCCCUCCUCUACCCCGUCUCUCCUAAACUUCCAGGACGCCUCAGAAGCAGAAGCCGCCGGGAACAUGCGGAAGAGAAGGUGGGAGCAGGAGCUGAACCAGCAGCAACAGGUGUUGGCCGGGUACACCACGUCAUUAACACAAGGGCAGAUACCGACGACUAUUUGGGCGGCGGCGGGGGGAGGGACGACGGCGUGCGAACCGGUGUGGCCGUUCGCCCAAAUGGGGGCGGCCACAAUGUUUCGCGGAUCCAUGUCAGCUGGUCUUCAUUUCAUGAACUUCCCUGCGGCUCCCAUGGCUUUGCUUCCCGGGCAACAGCUAGGCCUUGGAUCCGGUAGUGGAGCCGAGGGGCAUUUGGGAAUUCUGGCCGCUCUAAACUCGUAUCGCCCCGUCGGAUCGGGACAAGAACACGCUGCAACAACUCAUCAUCAUCAUUAUCAUCAUCAUCAGCAGCAGCAGCAGCAUCACAGUGGAGGAGGAGGGAGCGAGAGGAAUGAUACGAUGAGCACCAGCGACUCCUAGCUAGGUUUGGAGUAUCUCGUAAUUCCGUGUGAUUUUUAUCCUCUUUGAUCUCUUUGUUUUUUUUUUUUUUUGUCUGAAUUGAAGCUUUGUUUUCUUUAUUUCUUUCCAUUUUAAUUAUUAUCUUGCGUCGUCGUCAUAGACUUUGGUUCUUUCAUAAAUAUUUCCUUAAUGUUUUGAUCGGAUGUAGAACUUGUUUGAGAAGAUUAUAAUGCCGAUGGAAGCCAUUCUUAACUUCCCCUCUUUUUUUUCCUAUGGUAUUUUAGGGUUAAACAUCUUCUC
Molecule: messenger RNA, 1488 nt
Organism: Phalaenopsis equestris
Lineage: Eukaryota; Viridiplantae; Streptophyta; Magnoliopsida; Asparagales; Orchidaceae
Product: transcription factor TCP15-like
Cellular component (GO): nucleus
Molecular function (GO): sequence-specific DNA binding; DNA-binding transcription factor activity
Source: RefSeq, a predicted model, not a curated record